AGGGUCAAGGGAGAAGAAGAAGACACGGGGCGGUCUUGUUUUUAUCGAUUGUCGCACGCAGCAUCUCUGUUGCGAAAAUGCGCAUCGAAAAGUGUUAUUUCUGUUCGGGACCAGCGUAUCCCGGGCAUGGGGUGACAUUUGUACGGAACGACUGCAAGUCAUUCAGAUUCUGCAGAUCAAAAUGCCUCAAGAACUUCAAGAAGAAGCGUAACCCAAGAAAAACCAGAUGGACCAAAGCAUUCAGAAAGGCAACAGGAAAGGAAUUGACAGUGGAUAACGCCCUGGAGUUUGAGAAACGUAGAAAUAUACCUGUUAAAUAUAGCAGGGGUCUUUGGGAUAAGACAGUGGAGGCAAUGAAGAGGGUGGAAGAAAUCAAACGGAAACGACAGGCACGAUUUAUCAUGAACAGAUUAAAGAAGGGAAAACAGUUGGAGAAGGAAGAGGCCAUCACCGAAGUGAAGAAAAAUAUUCACCUUAUCAAAGCACCACACGCAGGAAAGGCCAAACAAUUGGAAGCCAAAAUGGUGCAGAAGUUACAAGAGGACGUGGACAUGGAGGCUGACGCUAUCUAAUCUUCCAAGGAGUUAUCUUUGUGUGAUGACUCGUAUUCAAGCUGACCUUGUAUUAUAUUGUACUUCUGUUUUGGAAUUAAUAUUUCCGAUUGGCUGAUGAUGGGCACAGUAAUGCAUUCGGUUUUAAAUAGCUUAAGAGGACUGAAAGCAUUGAUCUGACAAAGAUCUGCCUCCAAAGCAGCCGCAAUUAUCCACAUACCCCCCCCAGUUAAUUUUUUUCCCUGUGUGGUAGUUGAUGCCAUAAAGGAUUUACAUGAUCCUUUUGAAUAGUAAAGUGUAUUACAGUAAUGCAGAAAAUGUUAAAAGGUAACCGACAAAAAAUUAAUAAACAUCUUUUGGGUAA
Molecule: messenger RNA, 915 nt
Organism: Cottoperca gobio
Lineage: Eukaryota; Metazoa; Chordata; Actinopteri; Perciformes; Bovichtidae
Gene: rsl24d1
Product: ribosomal L24 domain containing 1
Exons: 6
Coding region: 78-572 (164 amino acids)
Biological process (GO): ribosomal large subunit biogenesis
Cellular component (GO): nucleolus
Molecular function (GO): structural constituent of ribosome
Source: RefSeq, a predicted model, not a curated record